AUGUUGGAGAGCAGUGCUGGCUUCACAGCCAAGAGCGCCCGGAGAGCCUUGGAGCUCUUCAGAGACUACCACCAGAUCAAAGGUCCGAAGAAGAAGCAAACCAAAAGCUUCAAGGAACCCACGCCCGAAGCCUCCUCCAUUGAGAUCGUCAGGCGCGACAAGAGUGCUUCCCAGAUAUCCGAGCCGACUCUCGACACCAAAGCAGACCCAGACGACCCCCUCUUUGACGAGUACCAGGCCCAGGCUGCCGACCUCAAUAUGGCGAUUGAAUCAAUUCAGACUAUGAAUGCAGAUCUGUCAGGUUUAUCCCCUGCCGGCGCCUCCAUGCCCCUGCUCGACUCCAUGAUGGCGGAAGAUCUGGGCCCAUCCACAGACAUUUUUGACCCGUCCGCCAUAAUGCAGGACCCAUAUGACUCUGAGGAGUCAUGCAUCUCGGCAGACGGCAUCAUAAGGCACAUUCUUGGUCGCCCCGGUAUUGAUGUAGAGCCCGUGACCGCCGCUGAACGCGGAAUAGCGGAGGCCGCCAGGGCUAGGGAGGUGAAGAAGGAGGAGGCCAAGGCCAAACGUCGCCAAAACCUCGCUGAAAAGAAAGAAGCCGCACUCGAAAUGACAGAGGAGGAAAAGACCGACGCAUAUGCGGAUGCGUUGGCGAAGGAGGCAGAGAAAAUUGGCAGGAAGCUGGGUCUACCAGCGUCGAAAAGACGCAAGGUGGUACGUGAUGCACGGGAUGCGGUCUACCGCAAUCUUUGA
This is a messenger RNA of Colletotrichum gloeosporioides, 750 nucleotides long. RefSeq lists its product as uncharacterized. Bases 1 to 750 code for a protein of 249 amino acids. The transcript has a single exon. NCBI's taxonomy places the organism in Eukaryota, Fungi, Ascomycota, Sordariomycetes, Glomerellales, Glomerellaceae. The record is from RefSeq and is a predicted model, not a curated record.